AUGUCCUGUAAACCAUUCCCGGAGGACGAGAUCGUGUACAAGACGCUCCGACAAACCGCUCAUGGGCUGGGCUACUGGGGAGACAUCUCUGAGGUCCUGGUCCCGCACGUCACCUCCUUUCAGCUAGCCACGAUCCCCUUGACGGAGAAACAAGCACAUCUUAAGCACAACAAAGCUCAGGUAAUGGAGAAGAAGGAGCUGCUCGACAUUUCGGACGACUAUAUUAGAGGUCUUUUUAGAAGUGCCCGUUGCAUGGCCGCCGUUACACUGGCCAUUGACCACCUCCUGAUGAUCCUCAUCUACAAUUUGGAGGAGGUCCACAUACGCGUCCACGCAAUCACCAUUGGUACCAAGAACUCCUGGUGGCCUAAGACUUAUCGAGAGCAAUACCGCAGUGUCAGUGAAAUCCUGACUCGUUGGCUCGAAGUCAUCGACGUCGAGAUCGCGAAGCUGCUGAUCGCCGCCGCUUCAUGCAUCAAUGAUCUGAUCGGAACUACAACAGCCGGCGUCGAGAGCAGACAGUGUGCUGUAGACUGUCAGAUUGCAGUCAUGCGAACGAUAAAGGAGCAAUACUCAUGGUUCCGCAGCCCUGACAUGUCCCUCAUACAGGUGAAGAGCCACCUCACAGGCUUCGCCAAACUGCCCACUGGCGCCAUUGUUAAAGAAUUAUCCUACGUUUCGCGACGUUUGGAACCGCACCAGGAGGACCUGCAAGGUGUCAAGUCAGUCCUUGCUGUCUCAUAUGAUCUUUCUAUCGUCAACGGUCUAACUCAGCUACUGAACAUCUUCGAUGACUGCUUGAGGGCCUUGACCACGGCACGAGGAAGCAUGAUUUUGGGCAAGGCACGAGAAAGAGAACAAUAUGAGAAGCAGGCAAAGGACGGGUUCUUUACAGCACAGCCAGUGUUCAGCACCGUGUCGCCAGCUGCCGCACAGCCCUCUAAGUCUCAUGAUGAUGUCUAGAUUGCGAGACUGGAAGACGGUGCAGAGAGCCCACGCCCAGUCAACUAUCACUUACCUCUUCGGUCUUUGACUGGUCGGACUCGCGGUGGUCCCUCCUAGAGCCCUUCGACAGCAUGAGUACGUAGAUCGAGGGCCUCAUUUCGGUCCUGGCCAGCGACCUGGCAGCGGGCACUUUCUUGAUGAAAGCGAGCCUUGGAAGCGACUGCAUCC
This is a messenger RNA of Exophiala xenobiotica, 1173 nucleotides long. RefSeq lists its product as uncharacterized. The transcript has a single exon. NCBI's taxonomy places the organism in Eukaryota, Fungi, Ascomycota, Eurotiomycetes, Chaetothyriales, Herpotrichiellaceae. The coding region runs from base 1 to 963 and encodes 320 amino acids. The record is from RefSeq and is a predicted model, not a curated record.